Messenger RNA from Seriola aureovittata, 3730 nucleotides. It is a transcript of the gene rftn2, whose product is annotated as raftlin family member 2. Lineage: Eukaryota; Metazoa; Chordata; Actinopteri; Carangiformes; Carangidae. The record is from RefSeq and is a predicted model, not a curated record. Bases 1 to 1320 code for a protein of 439 amino acids. The transcript is spliced from 9 exons.
AUGGGCUGCGGCUUGAGGAAACUGGAAGACCCGGAGGACAGCAGCCCCGGGAAAAUUUACUCCACCUUAAAGAGACCACAAGUGGAGACCAAAACGGAUACUGUGUUCGAGUAUGUGCUGCUGGACUUCAGCUUGGAAGGCAGCCGCCCGACCGUCCAGUACGUGGCCUCGCUGUCCGAGCUGCCGCAGGCCCUGCAGCCCUACUACACGCAGGGCUACGUCCUGUCCGCCCUGCACCCCAUCAUCCUGUCUGUGGGCCGGACGCGCUCGCUGCCGUUCAGCCUGCUGUACCGCGCCAUCCUGGCCCGUCCCAGACCCAGUAAGCAGACGGCGUCCAUGUGUCACAGCGUGCCGGUGCUGAGGGUGGAGGAGUGGCCUCUACCUGGAGACUCCCUGACAGGUGACACUGUCAGAGCGCUCAUCGACAGGGUGAACAGCAGCGCCCGAGGGGGCGUUCGAUUCGUCGGCUCGGUCCUCCAGCAGGUGAGCGGCAUCACAAACGGCAGGGUGCACAGUCCGAAGAGGGGCUGUCGCUCCCCUCCACGCACCCCUCCCCGAACCCCACCUGGAGACAGAGAGCUGGAGGAGAACACCUACAGUCCAGACCUGAGGCUGCUGGUCUUCUUCCACUCCUGGGCUCCGGGCUGUGCUCCUCUGGACUCGCUGGCCUGUCAGUACCACCAGGGGGCGCUCUCCAUGCGCGUCUCCAGGAAGGGUCAGGUGGUCAGCGCCCUGGAGGCCGACUGGCUGGAGCUGACGGCCGCCUACUACCGCAAGGGCUGGUCGCUGGUGGACUCCUUCGUCUACUGGGACACGCCUAAAGGUGAGCCGGUGCCCAGAUCACUGGAGGGGCUGUUUGUGUAUGAAGAGAGGAGCACCUCUCCUCCCGCCAACGACACCAUCGUGGUGGAGCAGUGGACAGUGAUCGAGGGCUCCAAUGUGAAAACUGACUACGGGCCCCUCCUUCACACUCUGGCUGAGUUCGGUUGGCUGCUCACAUGUGUGCUGCCCACGCCCAUCAUCCGACACGACAGUGACGGGAACCUGGCCACAAAGCAGGUGGUGUUUCUCCAGAGGCCGGUCAGAAGUCAAACAUCUGGACAACAGAGGAACCAGGCUCUGUCGGUGCACGGCGACGUGUCCAGCCGCUCCGUCAGCCGCUCCGUCAGCGGCCCCGUCCCUCCGGAGGAGCUCUCCCCCACCGCGGGAGGCAUCGGGGGGUUCCCCGUGUUCGGAGGGGGGUAUCCCAGCGCCCUGUCCCACCUGGAGGAAGGCGGCUUCGAGCAGGAGGAGGGGAAGGCGGAGGUCACCUGUAUGUGAGGGCGGGAGUUAAGUUCAGGAUUGAUCCGGUGUUGGAUUACCGGAGACGAAACCCGAGGAGAGAGACAUGAACUUUGAUCAUCACGUUGCUUUUUAACAAAGACUUUAAUGUAGAAGAACUCGGCACUUUUAAAAAAAAAAAAAAAAAAGUUUUUAACGAAGCCAUAAUGAGGUUUUAUCAGAAGUGGAAUGCGUCCACACUUUUAUCCAGAUUCGUUGGGGAGAGAAACUUCACACAUGUUUAAAUCGGUUCAGGUCGUCACGAGGGAAAUUAUCACAGUAUUAAAAACAAAAAAGCACAAACACUUUUCUGCACAAGAUGGAAACACCGGUGGUGAAAGGAGGGAAACAGGCUCUCUGGGUUUUUUACCUGAAUCUUUUUCUCUUUUUCUUUUUUGCAUUCCUUCACAGUUUAACACUUUUCUCAUUUGAAAAACAUCCUCACAUCUCUCCUCCUUUUUUUUUUAUUUUUGACACUUGAAGAUGUUUUAACACCUUUUCAUCUCAGCUUGUUGUGUGUGUGAAGGCGACACAGGUCCGGCUCCCUCUCUCUGCUCGUAGCCUGAGGCAGGAUGUGAAUAUUUAUCCGUGUUGCAGUUUCCUGUGCGCGGUGGUACCGACAGUUUGCAGGUGAAGGUUCGUUCAUACAGACGAUGAGAGCGGAGGGUCGUGCAGCUCCGUGUGAAGGAGGCCUGACUGGUGCCGUUUCAUAAUCUUUCUGGAAAUGGUUACGACUCAUCACAUGUUUGAAAGUGUUUUUUUUAAUAUGUGGUCAGCAGUGGUGCUUCAUGUUUAACCUGUUAAUUGCUGCUUAUUGCUCUGCAGCGUGUAUGGUACUGGCUUCAGAAAGUCCCAUAGAAAAGCUCGGGGAAGCGGCUGCACGCUUCUAAAGGACAAGUCUGGUGAUAUUUGGCUCUGCACAAUAUGCAAAAAAAAAAAAAAAAAAAGAAAGUCAUAUUGUGAUUAUUUGGGAAGAUAUUUCAGUUGGAACAGUCGUGUUUGCAUUUUUUCAUUUUCAUGAUGAUGUGAUUUUUACGUCCGGAGGAUAUGAUGAUCUGUCGGCUGGGGGCGUCUCUGUAGCACCACGACACUUACGGUGCUAAAAUGCACAACAAUGAGACACAUUUUACCUUUUUAUCAAAAAAAAUUGCAGCUCCUGAAUUUUUAAAUUUUUUUAAAUUCUUUUUAAUCUUUGCAGCUCCUGCAAUUUGGAUUUUGCACUCGGUCAUAUUGCAAUUUCAAUUAUAUUUCAAUUAAUUGUGCAGCUCUAGUGAUAUUUUAUAACAUAUUAAAUUUGUUUUGUUCGUACUGGUUGGUGUCUGCCAUGUGUAGUGGGGGGGGGGGGGGGGGGGUCGAUAGGGACUUUAUUUUUGAGCUUCUCUCUUUGGGACCGUCCGGGUCUGGAUGGGUCCAGCUGCUCGGCAACGCACCUGCUACUUUCUCUGUGAUGGACGAAGUUCUUCAGAGACAAAUCCAUUGUUGUAUUGAAAUGAUGAUGAUGAUGAUGAUGAUGAUGACAGUAUUUUUUUUUUUUUAAAGGGGAACUCCACUGAUUUUACACUUCAGAAACAAAAGUUUCCUUUAAUAAAUGAAUAAAUAUUAAGAUUUAAAUGGAGCAACUUCUCAAUGGAAAUUCAUGAACUCACUUAAAUAACCGAUUUCUCCUGUAAUUAGCGAUUAGCACCAAACUACAUGUUUUCUCCAGGAAAUAAUGAACCUGUAAAAUGAAACGUUCAGAAGUGCAAAUGUUAAAUCAGUGGAGUUUUCUUUAAACACUAUGAAAGGGAAACAUUUACUUUGUUUAAAGAGGUCACAGUGUUGUUGUAAAUACUUUAGACGUUAGAGUUCAUGACUGCAAAGUUGGGUUUCAACUGAUUGUGAUGCAUGUUCAUUUGUUUUUGAGGAGGAAAGGGAUCAAAUGUAGAGCUGCAACUAAUGACGACUUUCAUUAUCGAUUAAUCUGCUUUUUUUGUUUUUGAUUAACUGUUUUGUCAAUGAAAAUACUCGUUAUAAUUUCCCACAGCCGCGAGGUCACAGCUUCAAUUGUCUCGUUUCAUUUGACCAAACGAAUCCAAAACAUAUUCGAUUUACUAUGUGACCAAAAAAAAAGAAGCUAAUUCCUGUUUGAGAAGCUUGAAAAAAGUUGAAAUAAUUCCUGAUUAAUUGUCGAUUGACUAACCGUAGCAGCUCUAAUCAAAUGCACCAUGAGUGUAGUUUAGGUUUCGCAGGUUUGAGUCAUACAUGUAUGAAGUGGAUGUUUUUAGCUCCAGACUCGUCAGGGUUCAUUAAAUGUCAGUAUUAAUAUUCCAGCUUUUCCUUUUUGGAGAUUUGUACAUUUUGCUUCCUUUAUCAUUGGUGUUUUUUAUUAUUAUUAUUAUUAUUAUUAUUAUUAAACACUUAUUUCCCAUGG